Molecule: messenger RNA, 3200 nt
Organism: Achroia grisella
Lineage: Eukaryota; Metazoa; Arthropoda; Insecta; Lepidoptera; Pyralidae
Gene: mas
Product: protein masquerade
Exons: 14
Coding region: 84-2117 (677 amino acids)
Biological process (GO): proteolysis
Molecular function (GO): serine-type endopeptidase activity
Source: RefSeq, a predicted model, not a curated record
CGCGGUGCGGCGAUCGCACGCGCCAUGCCUGGCAGUUCCGUGACAGCUUGACAGUUGUGCAGUGACAGUUUGACAGUGCAACCAUGACAGUGUUACGAGCGAGCCUCCUGCUCCUGCUGGCGAGCCUCCCGGCGGUUCUGUGCCAGGACGAGUCGUUCACAAGCUCAUUACUCUCCGGUCUCCUGGACGCGCUGGACUCCCAGGUGGAGGACGUGAAGGGCUGCCCGGGCGUAUGCAUGAACGUGCUCGCUUCCCUCGUGUGCUCCAAGGUGCUGGAUGAUGUGGAAUGUCCCAAGCCGUCGAUGAAGUGCUGCGCUGAUGAACCAUUAGGAAACGACACAAUGACGACACUGCGGCCGGUGAUAACGACCACAGAGGAGUAUGAAGACGACGAGGACACCACCGUCAAGGCACCAGCACACGACAAAUACAAAGACAGUGGCAACAUCGACUGCCCAGGGGUGUGUGUGGAAGCUCAUCUAUCUCUGUACUGCCAGGCGUACCUCACGUCCCAGGAUCUUUGUGUGCAGGGCAGGUUGUGCUGUGUUACCAAGGAGGGUUACGGGAACAAGCCACCGGCGGAUCUGGUGGUGCCCAGUGAGAAGAAGCAACCCACCAAACGACCUACCACUACUUUCCAGUACACAACCACACUCGCUCCAAGACCUAAACCCGGUAAGGAGUGUCAGGGAGAAUGCAUGAACGGGUUUUUGGCGCUAUGGUGUGACCACGUUGACCGGGAUGCCUUCUGUCCAGCCGAGGGUACCUGCUGCAUCAAUGAACCCAAAGCUCCUACCACCACGACCACACCGAGACCUCCCAAACUGCCAGCGUGUCCUGGCUACUGCUUCAUGAGCAUCAUGGCUGCAUUCUGCGAACGGCCCGCAGUCAUUAUACCGGGCACCAGGUGCAAACUUCGAGGAGAGAGUUGCUGUGACAAUACCAGGGUGAGCCGCACGAGUCCGCGGCCGCACCCGAGCCCCCGGCCGGCCACCACCACCCCGCGGCCCGCGCCCCCCGCGCCGCCCGCGGCCCCCGCAGACCAGCGCCCAGACUGCCCCGGCUCCUGCAUCGUCUCGCUUCUCUCCUUCACUUGCUUCCGUAAUGCAGAAAUGACGGAUGUGUUUAAAUGCAAGAAAGCGGGAACACAGUGCUGCGCGCCCAAGUCCAAGGUGCAGGAGGUGCUCGGGUACAAGGACAGGAACGACACGUACCCGCUGGCGACCAGCGUGGCGCCCACCAUCGUCACCCACCCACACCAUCACACCACCAUUAUGCCAACACUGUACGAGCCUGCGUACGGGUCGACUUUGAAAAUGCCCGAGAAAUAUAACAAAUAUGUCUGCGGAGUUAAAGGGACGUCAUCCCGCACGGCUCGCGUGAUGGGUGGCGAGGAUGGCGAGCGUGGCGAGUGGUGCUGGCAGGUGGCUCUCAUCAACUCUCUCAAUCAAUAUCUGUGUGGGGCGGCGCUCAUUGGCACCCAGUGGGUGCUCACGGCAGCUCACUGUGUCACCAAUAUUGUGAGAUCCGGUGAUGCAAUCUACGUCCGCGUCGGUGAUCACGAUCUGACGCGCAAGUAUGGCUCCCCCGGCGCUCAAACCCUGAGAGUGGCCACCACAUACAUCCAUCACAACCACAACAGCCAGACCCUCGAUAAUGACAUCGCGCUGUUGAAGUUACAUGGGAAGGCGGAGCUCACAGAAGGAGUAUGCUUGGUGUGUCUACCAGCAAGGGGGGUCAGCCACGGCGCUGGUACCAGGUGUACUGUGACUGGAUAUGGCUAUAUGGGAGAAGCCGGUCCGAUCCCUCUGCGAGUGCGUGAAGCGGAGCUGCCCAUAGUGAGUGACGCAGAGUGUGUUCGCAAGGUGAACGCGGUCACAGAGAAGAUCUUCAUAUUGCCCGCCAGCUCCUUCUGCGCUGGUGGAGAAGAAGGGAACGACGCGUGCCAGGGAGACGGUGGCGGUCCCCUGGUAUGCCAAGACGACGGCUUCUACGAACUCGUAGGUCUCGUGUCGUGGGGCUUCGGCUGCGGACGACGGGACGUGCCUGGAGUCUACGUAAAGGUCUCCUCCUUCAUCGGUUGGAUCAACCAGAUCAUUUCAGUCAACAACCUAUAGCGCAGUCGAUCGAUUUAACAAUUUAAUGAAUAGUUUACAUUAAUUAAUCGAUUGAUUGAUGAAAAUUAACCGAUUGUCUGAUUAAGGACACGGAAAAUCACAUUCUUAGUACAAACUGUAUUAACAAAAGUUCAAGUUUUGGAAUUACAACUUUAAGGAUUCAAUAUUUAAUGUCGAUCUUCAGUUUUUUGGUUUAAUGCAGUUUGUAUUAAGGGUUCGAUAUGUGGAAUUAAUAAUGUCAUCGUCAGAUAAUCGUGAUGAUAUCAUCUCAUUAGUCUUGUCUACGAAAAGUGUAAUCAUUAUUAAAAAGUUAUAACAGAGUUAACUAUUUAAUGAUAAAUUAAUGAAAUUAUUGUAACAUCAUUAAGUUGAUUAAAUAUUCAAUUAAUUAUAUAAAUAAAAUAAAGACUUAAUAGAACAUAUAACAAAGUUAUUUGUUAUAAAACUAUAAGAAAAGUGUCAGUAACAAGAUAUCCAAUAGCAGAAGUCAAUUAUUUAAUUACUUCUUAUUAUUUAUUAAUUUUUUUUGUAUGUUCCUUGCUAGAUACAAUCAUUUUAUCGUAUCUACCGUACGUAUUUUAUUCUAUCGUAUCUUCUUUAAAAUCCAUGCAACAAUUAUAUAAGUAGAUCUACUGUUCCAACAAGAUAUUAUCUUCUUUAAUGAUAUAUGAACUAAGGUUGUCAUUAAUUUAUUAAUUUUAAAUUUUGUAACUAUCUAAAGUCAGGAACAUAGGGUCCACAGUAUUCUUAAGUUACUUUACAAUAAUUAUAAUGUAAUUUACACAUGCUUCCAGUAUAUUUAAGAUAUGUAAAUAAAUACAAAACUCUUCGUAGUGUAUAUUAAAUUAAUUUAGUCAUAAAAAUAACAAUGGCAUUUAAUAAGUAGUCUCCCACCAUUUUUUGGUAUUUAUUUCUAUUAAUAUAAUAUUAUUAAAAUUAAAGAAUAUUCUACAGUCAUUUUAAAUUAAAAUAUCAGUUUUCAUUAAACAAUUAAGUAUGUUAUUUAAUAUUAUAAAUAAUAUUACUCAAAUUUCGAUAUAAAUCAAUAAAUAGAUACAGCGAAAUGAAGUAGAAUUAAUUUUU